AUGGUAGUUACGGACGCGGUGGAAGAGCGCCCAGAGGUGGAGGGCCGCCUGGCGCAUACAGACCACCACCUAUGGACGGAUCAUCGCGUUAUCGCUCCCCACCGCGCCGAAUGUCGCCUGAUCGAGGACACUGGGGUCGAGGAAGAGGUGGAGGCGGCCGUGGUGGACGAGGGGGUUAUGGAGGACGACCCCGGUCGUACACACGAUCUCGCAGUCGAUCACCACGGCGAAGCAUGUCGCGGUCUUCUUACAGUCGGUCUCCAUCCAGAACACCACCAAGACGAAGCGGGCGAGGAGGCUACGGCAGGCGGGAUAGUCUGCCAAGGAGAGGAGGCCGUGGAGGCGGAGGAAGGAGAAGUCCCAGUUAUAGCUCCUAUGGAAGCGACCGUAGUCGGAGUCGGGACCGCAGAUGAGGAAUGCGAACCUUUGGCUGCUAUCUUUUGGGAAGGCCUGGUGAGAUCUGUAUGUUCACGUAGGAGAAUAUUCUUUUAG
Messenger RNA from Alternaria arborescens, 492 nucleotides. RefSeq lists its product as hypothetical. The transcript has a single exon. The record is from RefSeq and is a predicted model, not a curated record. Bases 1 to 492 code for a protein of 163 amino acids. Lineage: Eukaryota; Fungi; Ascomycota; Dothideomycetes; Pleosporales; Pleosporaceae.